AUAUUAUUAAAGCAAUAAAAAAAUAUGAUGGCCGAAUCUAAUACCACUCCCAACACACCUGCCGCUGAUAAUAGCAACAACACACCCGCGGCGGUCGCACCCGAAACGGAUAAUAAAGCUCCAAAGCAGCUGACAGAAAAGGAAUUGAAAGAGCAGCAGAUUUAUAAUAAUUUCGCCACACCACUCAUUGGCACAUACCUCAAUUUGCCAGAGGAAUCAGUGUUGUUGAAAUGUCCCGCUUGCGGUAUUGUUGAAAAGACACAAGUCGAGAAUGAUAUGAAAUGGUGGGCGACGGAGAUUAAUCGUUUUGUUGGCUGUUUAUGGGUCACAUUUUGCUGUUGCUUUUGUAUGGACUACUUUAUACCGUGUAAACAAACCGAUCGUAAUCAUUAUUGUAAGAACUGUGGCUGCUACUUUGGACGUGCAAUGAAACAUUCAGCAAUCAAACCGAAAAAACUCAACGACAAAUCAUGAGUAGAUUAUUCAGCUCUACAAUACAUUUACACAAACGAAAAUAGCAUACUCAUACAUAAUAUGCCUUUACUGCCAAGGGGGCCAAUUAAAGAAGUGGAAAAAUAUCAUAAAUUAAAAUAAAAUAACAAAUAAAUAAAA
Messenger RNA from Ceratitis capitata (Mediterranean fruit fly), 612 nucleotides. RefSeq lists its product as hypothetical. Bases 25 to 474 code for a protein of 149 amino acids. The record is from RefSeq and is a predicted model, not a curated record. The transcript is spliced from 2 exons. NCBI's taxonomy places the organism in Eukaryota, Metazoa, Arthropoda, Insecta, Diptera, Tephritidae.